Molecule: messenger RNA, 507 nt
Organism: Leptosia nina
Lineage: Eukaryota; Metazoa; Arthropoda; Insecta; Lepidoptera; Pieridae
Source: the annotation of a GenBank genome assembly
AUGAAAGUUUUCACACUUGACCGUUUGGCUAGUGAUGUGCAGGUUGUAACGGAUUCCCUGUUCAGCUCAGCGAACGCGAAGAAAUGGGAGGUGGAACUAGCGACUCUCAAGAGCAAUAACCUGAGGCUGACAGCAGCGCUUCAGGAGAGCACGGCUAACGUGGAUGAGUGGAAGAGACAGCUGCACCAAUAUAGGGAGGAGGUCGCCAGAGCGAGACAUUAUGCGGGAAAAGGCGGCGAUGCUAACGAGGUGGAGCAAUUACGACAGCGCGUAGCUCAGCUAGAAGCAGAAUUAGCGCAGAAAAACGAAGAACUCGCACAGAUCACUAAAUCGAAAAAGAGUGAACAGGAUGCCGAAGCAAAAAUGGCGCAGAGUCAGCUAGAGUUGGCGCUUGCCGCUCAAGACGGGCAGAGGCAAGUGAUUCAAGCCCUCAACGAUCAGCUCUCGAGGCAGAUUGAAGAACUCUCGACAAUCCACCGCGAAAUAAACACGGCGCUGCAGACAUGA